This is a messenger RNA of Jatropha curcas, 1359 nucleotides long. RefSeq names its product oxygen-evolving enhancer protein 1, chloroplastic. Gene Ontology annotation, biological process: photosystem II stabilization; photosystem II assembly. Gene Ontology annotation, molecular function: oxygen evolving activity. The record is from RefSeq and is a predicted model, not a curated record. Lineage: Eukaryota; Viridiplantae; Streptophyta; Magnoliopsida; Malpighiales; Euphorbiaceae. Gene Ontology annotation, cellular component: photosystem II oxygen evolving complex.
CCUUAUCUUCCUCACACCAAAGCCACCAAUAUACCAACUUAUUGCCACAAAAACACUUCCUCUCUUCUCAUGCACUCACUUUUAAUACAUUCCACAACUCAAACGAGGACCAAGUGAAAAAGAAGAAAACAACUAUGGCAGCCUCACUGCAAGCAGCUGCUACUCUAAUGCAACCCACCAAAGUGGGUGUGCCUUCUAGGAUCAGCCUUCAAUUGAGAUCUUCACAAAAUGUUUCUAAGGCUUUUGGGUUGGAGCCUUCUACUGCUAGAAUCAGUUGCUCUUUGCAAUCUGAUCUUAAGGAUUUGGCUCAAAAGUGUGUUGAUGCUACUAAGAUUGCUGGAUUUGCUCUUGCUACCUCUGCUCUUGUCGUUUCGGGAGCGAGUGCAGAAGGAGUGCCAAAAAGGCUAACCUUUGAUGAAAUCCAAAGCAAGACAUACAUGGAAGUAAAAGGAACUGGAACUGCUAACCAAUGCCCAACAAUUGAAGGUGGGGUAGACAAAUUUGCGAUCAAACCAGGCAAAUACAAUGCCAAGAAGUUCUGUUUAGAACCAACAUCUUUCACUGUCAAAGCAGAAGGAGUAAGCAAAAAUGCUCCACCAGAAUUCCAAAACACUAAACUAAUGACUCGCUUAACCUACACACUUGAUGAGAUUGAAGGACCUUUCGAAGUAGCCCCAGACGGCACUGUUAAGUUUGAAGAGAAAGAUGGCAUUGACUAUGCUGCUGUGACUGUACAAUUGCCUGGUGGCGAACGCGUCCCUUUCCUUUUUACCAUCAAACAGUUAGUAGCAAGUGGAAAACCAGAAAGCUUCAGUGGACAGUUUCUUGUACCAUCUUACCGUGGUUCAUCUUUCUUGGACCCAAAGGGCAGAGGUGGCUCAACUGGUUAUGAUAACGCGGUUGCAUUGCCGGCCGGAGGAAGAGGAGAUGAGGAAGAGCUAGCAAAGGAGAAUAAUAAGAAUGUAGGCUCAUCAACUGGGAAAAUUACACUAAGUGUUACUGGGAGUAAGCCUGAGACAGGAGAGGUUAUUGGAGUGUUUGAGAGUGUUCAACCAUCUGAUACUGAUUUGGGAGCAAAGACACCAAAGGAUGUGAAGAUCCAGGGUAUUUGGUAUGCUCAGCUUGAGUCAUAGACAAUUUAUGAUUAAUGUUUCUUAUCUUUUCUCUGUAUGAAUUAUUAAUAUUCACUUGGUUCAGAUUUUGCUAAAUGUUUAAGGUGGUGUUGCUAAACUUUUUCUGUCACCCUCUUGAUGUGAGAAUUGAGAUGCUCAAUGACACUAUUAUCGUCUUGUAUAUCAUUAUCAUUUCAUUUAACCUGCUUGUAAUGAUGCUUCGAAAACCAAGAUUCAUGUUUUCAUC